Molecule: messenger RNA, 1211 nt
Organism: Manis javanica (Malayan pangolin)
Lineage: Eukaryota; Metazoa; Chordata; Mammalia; Pholidota; Manidae
Source: RefSeq, a predicted model, not a curated record
ACUUCCCCCACGAGCCCCUCAGGAAGUCUUCUGUCAGGGCCCCACUUCCCCAGGGUGCCCACAAGGCACCACGUGAUUCUGCAUCCAAACCACAGAGCAAAACAGUCCGGUCAACCAGGGCCAGCAGAACGUGCCAGAAGGUGGCUUCUCUGGCAGCCCCAGGGUCCACGGGCCCUCUGCUAAAGGGCACCGGACACAGGCUCUGGGGCCUGUGGGAUUUCUUUGAAACCUUCUCUUCUGAUCUAGUUUUGAACUAGAAAAGAUACAGGAGUAGAACAAGGGCAUCAUGCUGGCCACCCAGGGCCAUGGGCAUUGGCGUUCUGUCCCACUUGCUCAGUGAAUGUCUUCGCUCUUCUCCCCGUGUUUCCGUGUAUAAAGUACAUGCUGAGCAUCCACACCCCAAGGUCGCCAUGAGCGCCCUGGGCACCCGCUGCGGGCUCACCCCAUGUCCUGGGAUCACCCCCCACGACCAUCUUGUGGAGCAGCUACGACGGAGCCUGACCCGGAUGAGAGCCGAGCCUGCGGGAGGGGAGGAGCUUGGGGCGUCUCCACCCCUGCAGCCCGGACACGUCCUGUUCUGUCUCCGGGGUGCUGCCUGCCCCACACGGGAAUUAGGCCUUCUAGCUGCUCCGAUUUGCCUGCAGGCCUGUUUCAGACCCCAGGAGCCAUCCCCAGGGACCCCUCACCCUGGGAGGAUGGCCCUUGUCCACAGCCUGUGGCCCUUGCACACCCGGCAGCUGUGCCCCCUAUGUGGAGUUCACGGCUUAGGGCCGACCCCGAGUGGGGCUCUGCCCCCUGGAGCUGGCAGGGCUGUCUUCCUCCCUACCCUGAGUCUCUGCCCCUUCUUCAGGGACACAGCUUGGUGGCCGGGACUCUGCAGGUCGGAGGUCGGCUGUGGCCAGGGCAUGGCAUCCACUGGGCAGACAGAGGCGAGGUGGCCGGACAGCCCGGCUAGUGGACGGCGUCUUCCCCUGGCGUGGCUCUGUCUCCUUCAUGUGGCUUCUCGUCUCCUCCAGGAGUAUUGGAGGCUGUUCCUGGGCCAGCUAAGGGCCCCAAGGCCAGUGGGAGUGCUUUUCCUGGACCUGAGGGAUCAACACCUUCACACCUGCUCCUGGCCUGGAGGCCACCUCCUCUGUGGGCAGCGCCCUGCAGUACCAGGUGUCUGUGCCUCUCAUGGGCCAUUCCCAGGCCUGUGACACGAUGCCAACAGG